This is a messenger RNA of Daldinia caldariorum, 1158 nucleotides long. Its product is annotated as flavoprotein-like protein. The record is from RefSeq and is a predicted model, not a curated record. The transcript has a single exon. The coding region runs from base 459 to 932 and encodes 157 amino acids. Gene Ontology annotation, molecular function: NAD(P)H dehydrogenase (quinone) activity; FMN binding. Lineage: Eukaryota; Fungi; Ascomycota; Sordariomycetes; Xylariales; Hypoxylaceae.
CACCCAAGAUCGCUAUCGUCUAUGUAAGUUUUCUUCUUCUUCUUCUUUUCUUCCCCUAUUCUACACAGUUACCGAGGUCGAGGGCGUUUGGGCGACCCGUUUGGAUGCAGGGGGAAAGGAUUUGGAACAUCCCCGAUGAAGACCGAACCUAGACUCCAUACCUGUCAUGAUUCAUGACUUAACUGAGUCGAACGCCCGAACGUCUCGAAAUUCCUCUCCACUUCGAGUUGUGAUUUCCUAGCAUUGCAGCGACUAAUGUGUGUCUUGCUAUAGUACUCCACUUACGGCCAUGUCCGCAAGCUAGCCGAGGCCGAAAAGCGCGGCAUUGAGAAGGCCGGCGGCACCGCUGAUCUCUUCCAGUAGGCGCCUUUGCUCGCUUUCCGAUCCCCUUGCCUAUUAUCUGCUAACCGAGAAACCGCAGGAUCCCCGAGACCCUCUCUAAGGAGGUCUUGGCCAAGAUGUAUGCGCCUGGCCCGGCUGCUGAUGUUCCGGUCCUGUCCGACCCGAGCACUCUCGAGUCGUACGACGGCUUCCUGCUUGGUAUCCCGACUCGUUACGGAAACUUCCCCGCACAGUGGCGUGUGUGGUGGGACCAGACCGGAAAGCAGUGGCAGAGCGGAGCUUUCUACGGCAAGCUAGCCGGUCUCUUCAUCUCGACCGCCUCUCUGGGUGGUGGUCAGGAGUCGACUGCUCUGGCGGCCAUGUCCACCUUCGCCCACCACGGCAUCAUCUACGUCCCCUUCGGUUACGCCAAGGCUUUCGGCACUAUGACCGACCUUUCUGAGGUCCACGGCGGUGGUCCCUGGGGUGCUGGUACUUUCUCCGCGGGUGACGGCUCGCGCCAGCCCAGCGACAAGGAGAUCUCCAUCGCCGAGAUCCAGGGUGCUGAGUUCUACAAGACCGUCGCUAAGUUCGCUUCCGGAUCGGCGUGACUACAUGACAGUAAAGAGGAAGAGAAGCCAGCUGCUACCACUCCUGCUCCUGUCGCACAGACAGAAGGAAAGAAAGAAAAGAAGCAGAGCGAAGGGCCUUGCGGUUUACCUACGAAGUGCAUAAUAAUGUAAUUUCACCAACUUGGAAGAUAUCAUAAUCAGGACAAAUAAAUAGAAUAGUUUGAAGACCUAAAUGGAUAAUCCAUUCUUUACUGUGAGGACUCGA